AUGGCAACGGAUAUCCUCUUCCAAUCACCAACCGUUAUAACCGGUGACGAAUCCGCUGAGCCGUUCGUGGCCGAUGUGUUGGUUUCAGGCGGCCUAAUUGCGAAGAUUGGCGCUCCUGGUUCAAUCAAUGUUUCCUCUGCUGCUCGGCGUAUCGAUGCAAAGGGUCAUGUACUCUCUCCCGGAUUUAUCGAUAUGCAUGCCCAUUCCGAUCUCUACCUCCUCACACAUCCAGAGCAUGAAGCGAAAAUAACCCAAGGAUGCACGACCGAAGUUGUUGGUCAAGAUGGCAUCUCUUACUCGCCAAUCCGCAAUGUCAAUCAGCUCAAGGCUAUUCGAGAACAAAUCGCAGGCUGGAAUGGCAAUCCCACCGAUGAAGAAUGCCGUACGACGCUCAGCGGGGUUGGCAUGUUUGAAUGGCAAACCGUGGGCGAGUAUCUGGACUGCUUGGAGCGUAAUAAAACUGCUACAAAUGUUGCCACGUUGGUGCCUCAAGGCAAUCUGAGAUUGCUCGCGUGUGGUCCAUAUGACACGCCGGCAUCACCAGAGGAAAUCCAAGAUCAGAUCCAGCUCUUGCGAGAGGCCAUGGCGCAAGGCGCCGUCGGCAUGUCCAGUGGCCUCACUUACACACCUGGCAUGUAUGCCUCAACAUCCGAACUGGCCUCCCUCUGUGAAGCACUGGCGAAGGAAUUUCCAGGCGCAUUUUAUGCGCCUCAUCAUCGCAGUUAUGGAUUCCAAGCGAUUGAAAGCUACGCUGAAAUGCUAGGACUGGGCGAGUCGACAGGCUGCCCUAUUCAUCUCACACACGCAACCAUGAACUUUUCUGAAAACAAAGGUAAAGCCCCAAUACUCAUAUCCAUGAUUGACAAGUCACUCGAGAAAGGCAUCGACGUAACUCUCGAUACUUAUCCUUACCUCCCCGGCUGCACAACUCUAGCUGCCUUAUUGCCCAGUUGGGCCUCUGCGGGCGGCCCAGCCGAAACACUGAAGAGGCUAGAAGACGCAGAAACCAGGGAAAAAAUUCGAGUAGCGGUCGAAGUGACUGGGUGUGAUGGCGGCCAUGGAAUUCCGACAAAUUGGGAUGAGAUCCAAAUCGGCGCCACGAGCGAGCCAUCUUUGGCAUCUUACUCCGGCCGCAUGGUUGCAGAAAUUGCCAAAUCAGUAGGAAAGCCGGCCAUCGAAGUUUUCUUUGAGCUCUUGCAAAAAGACAAGCUUGCAACUAGCAUCAUUAUGCAUGUGGGCAACGAGGAGAAUGUGAGAUUAAUCAUGCAACAUCGGGUGCACAUGGCAGGCAGUGAUGCAAUUUUGCACGGCAAGACGCUUCACCCACGUGCUUAUGGAACAUUUCCUCGUUAUCUCGGCCAUUACUCGCGCGAACUCUCGCUUAUUCCUCUACCUGCCAUGAUUGCACAUCUCACCUCUCGCCCAGCCAAGCGUCUCUCUGUCUACCCGUUCCGUGGCCUCGUUGCCGAAGGGUCGGCUGCUGAUCUUGUUCUCUUCGAUCCGGAGGCCGUCAAAGAUAUGGCAACGUAUGAGCAGCCCAAGCUGCCGAGUAAAGGUAUCAGAUACGUCUUGGUGAACGGUCAGGUGGCUCUGGAUGAGGGCAAGAUGACAGGUGCACGGGGUGGUAAGACGCUGAGAAGGGGCAAAGAUGGAAAGGUAAAAGCUAGAGAUGAGUGA
Molecule: messenger RNA, 1677 nt
Organism: Trichoderma virens Gv29-8
Lineage: Eukaryota; Fungi; Ascomycota; Sordariomycetes; Hypocreales; Hypocreaceae
Exons: 5
Coding region: 1-1677 (558 amino acids)
Molecular function (GO): hydrolase activity, acting on carbon-nitrogen (but not peptide) bonds, in linear amides
Source: RefSeq, a predicted model, not a curated record